This is a messenger RNA of Xyrichtys novacula (pearly razorfish), 12964 nucleotides long. Lineage: Eukaryota; Metazoa; Chordata; Actinopteri; Labriformes; Labridae. The record is from the annotation of a GenBank genome assembly.
CUUCAGACCUCCCUCUGUCCCCCUGCCUCCCUGCCUCCCCCCUCUCGGCCUCCCCUCUCUCUCUCUCUCUCUCUCUCUCUCUCCCUCCCUGGUCGAGCACCACCUGUGGCGGAUGAGUCAGCCUCCACCUCCGGCGCGUGUGACCCCCGCAGCUGUUUGGGGACAGAGUCCGCCCGCAGACCGGCUCCGGGAGAGAGCGCGGAUCUGUCAGAGCGGCUGAACCCUUUCCGUUAAUGAUCUGCCCACGCCACGAUGCUCCGCGCCGCGCCGCGCCGCUCCGCGCACUCUCACCGAGGUUUCCGCCUGUUUGACAUCACCGCCGCGCGCCUGACGCUCAUUGUUCUGCAAGUUUUCUCCGUCGCUUCCGCUUCGUCUCCUCUCCUCUAAGGUGUGAUUUGGCUCGAGCAGCUCCCGGGGAUCAUUUCGUGUCCACGCGCAGUAAUGCGAGCAGCGGCGGCGGGGCUCGAGGCUGGCGGAGAAGAGCGGGACUGAGGCGGACAUCUCGAGGCGGACACGGUGCGCGUCUUUCUUGGACCCCUCUCGGAGGAAACAGCGGUUCGGUUCGGUUCGGCUCUGCCAGCCUCCUUCUUCUUUGAGAUGUCUGCGAGGAAGACGUCGUUGACGGACAAGCAGAGUAAAAACGGAACCUCCAAAUAUGUGCUGGAGAGAUGCGCGUCUAUUAACGAGUAUUAUGAUAUUGCCUUUAAGGUGUGUAUGUCCGUCUCUGCGUGCGUGUGCGUGUGUGUGUGUGUAGACUCAGGAACAACAUGCAUGCUGACAUGUGGAGAAGUGUUGUGCAUGAGAACAUGAACAGAAGUGAAAAUCAGAAACUCCAGGUGUGGAUUUAGAUGCUCCUCGUUAGAGAGGCCACACACACACACACACAGACACACACACACACACACACACACACACACACUCUCUCUCUCUCUCUCUCUCUCUCUCUCCCUGUAAAUCUCUUUAUCCGCCCUCUCUGAUCUGUAAAUAUUUGCUGAGGGUGGACUUGUUGCUUCUUCUUCUUGUCUCCUCUCAUGUUUCUGCACAGACACACCUGUAACGGCUCAGCAGACAAAAGCAGAAGUUAAAAUCAGGUUGAAUUGCAUGCCUGUCUGUAUGUUUGUGUGUCUGUGACUCACUGUGAGAACAUGUCAGCCCUGCAUCACGUUAAGGAGCAGGAUGGUUGUUUAACCGCUCCUCCUGCUCCUCCUGCUCCUCCUCCUGAUGAUGAUCCAUCAGUUUCAGAGGAUGCAGUUUGGAUCUCCUCUCUCCUGAGCUGUCAGAGCGUCACAUGUUGUUGGCAGCUCAGUCAGCUGUGUCUCUAAUGUAAACCAGCUGACAGUAACAUCAUCAGAGAGGAGACCUUCAUAAAGAAACAGUUCCUGCAGUUUUAGUUCCUCUCAGGCUGUACCAGGUACCAGGUACCUGGUACCAGGUCUGUGUUUGGUUGAUGUUUGUUUGUCUCCGGCUGUAACCUCCUCCUCUCCUCUUCUUCUUCUCUGGUGCUGCCUCGGCUCUAGGUGAUGCUCCUGGGAGACUCAGCCGUGGGGAAGACGUGCAUCUUGGUGCGCUUUAAAGACGGUGCAUUUCUGGGAGGAAACUUUAUUGCCACCGUUGGAAUAGACUUUAGGGUGAGAGAGACCGUCACAACCUUCUCUGUGUGUUUCUGAGCUGCUGAAGAGCCUCUGGAGACCCUGAUCUAUGACAGAGCCUCAGUCAGUGAGAAUCGGAGAUAAAAAGACUUGGAGUCAGUACGGCGCCCCCUGUUGACAGAGCAGCAGUCUUAUACUCUGUCCUGCACGUGAAUUCAAAUGUUUUUGAACAAUAAUAAUUAAUAAUAAUUAAGUUAAAUGUUAAUAACAGCACAUUAGGUCUGCGGCCGUAAAUUGCAGCGUGUUUGACACCCACCAGGGGGCAGCAGUGAGAUAUCAGCAUAGAGAUAAUCUGUCCGUUCACAUUCACAGAUCUUUGUUUAGCUCCUAUUUCAGGCUAACAGACUCGACAUGUUUUUGAGUAUUUCAACGUAAUAAAAACGUCUGAAAAACUCUAACGAGAAUGCCUGACCAGAAGGUGGCGCUAGAGUGCAAUUAGAACGCCAUAUCAAACUCCAUAGAAGAACAUUUUAUCGAGCGUCUUCAAGAGUGAAGAAGUAAAGCGAACUUUCCUCCUGACAGUUGAACCCGACAGAACUGAGUCGAUGUUCGCAAACUGAUAACCUGUAAAUAUGAACGACCAUCGCCAUUGGCUCGUUGAGUUUACAAUGUCAGUGUUUCUUAAAAUCUUCGUUUUAGCCGUCGGCGCCGACACACGCUGAGCGGACGAUUUAAUAAUCUUCAAUUUAAAAAUUCUGUUUUUAUAAUAUAUAAAAAAACUCUGAGGAGGAUUUUAAUUCUGGUUCUUAACGAGUGUUUUUACGAACAGGGCUGUUUUAGCGCCCCCCUGUGGACAAAGUGCUGCAAGUAUUGAUUAUGUACGUAUUCAACAGUCUGAUUUUUCUCUCUGUGUUUUUGUUUCUGUUAAAAUUGUAAAAAAAAAAAAAAAAGUUGUGCCGUUAAACGCUUCACCAGAAACACCCACCAGGGGGCAGCAGUGAAGGAGACGGCUUGUUUCCUUGUUUAAGGUUAAACAGAGACGUUAUUUCAGCGAGUUAAAUCUCCUCACGGCGGGUUCAAGUCUCCGUAGAUUUCAGGUUUUGUAAAUUUGGACGUUUAUUUUAAAUGUCGGACGAGUUAGCGUCUGUCAGGAUGAUCGUGGCUUGAGUUCAGUCUCUGUGAAGCUCCGCCUGUCGAAACAGAGCCGUAAUAAUUUCAUGUUUCAGUCACGACGUGUGAACAGACGGGUCAACCAGCUGACAUGAAUCCUGUCAGGCUCCUCCCCCUGGUUCUGACUCAUGUCGCUCAGAUAAACAGAGUCUGAAUACGGUUACUGUCACACGCUUUUACAGAUGUCAAUCAAACAUGAACAGCCACGCCCUCACACGCUCUGACAGAGGUUAACGUCGCUCCGAUAUAAACUCGAUUCUCCUGAAGCUGCAGCGGUUCAGAGCGCGGGUUCGAUUCCUGUUCAACACUUCAGUGUCUGAAAAACAACCCUGAUGGUAUUUACGCCGCCGCCGCCGCACAGGGAUCCACUCGUGAGUGACAGCAGCCCAAUUAUCACCUCCAGUUCACGCACAACACUUCAUCUCUGGGCGCCGAUCGCACCAAAUGUACGAACCCUCUCACCAAUCAGACGAGUUCACAGACCACUUGUGCUGCGAGGCGCUCAGGACCGACUCAGAAACGUCUCUGCAGAUGCCCGCCCACGUCCCUGUCUGCUGCUGCUGCCAUUGGCUGCCGCUCAACUCGGUCCUGGAGGAGUCACACCGCUGACAGACGAGCUCCUGUACCACCUCACACACACACACACAGAAACACACACACACACACACACUCACACACACUCACACACACACACACACACUCACACUCGUACAGAAACUCCUAACUGCUGUUUUCCUCCCUCUGUCCGAGUCAGCCGCUCAUCCUCGGUUUUCCUCCAAUCACGGCCAAACACUCAGACUAAUGGCGGGUCAAGUAGCGGCGAUUUAAGGAGGAAGUUGUGUUGCAUUAGUCGGAGUGAUGUAUCGUCUUCUUGGGAUGGCGGUGGAGACAUUAGGGAGGAUAAUGGACGCCUGACAGAUGGAGCUGUAAAGCAGAAACGUCUCAUCUGUGAGGCCGGCGUCCAAUCAGAGGAGGCGUGAGCAGAGAUCUGACUCUGGUUCACACUUGAGGAACGUGAUGCAUUCAGUGUCACGCUUUCAUUCAGAAGAAGGUCGUUAAUGUGAGCGAUUAGCUUUUGUUCUCCUGCAUUAGAGAGAUGAAGUGGAUAUGCUGAUGAGGAGGUUGUCCUCGGCGCUCCGUGGAUCAGCAGCGCGGCUGUUGUGGCAGCUUGGAACACGGCCGCUCUAUUUUCAGCAUCUUUCCUUGUAGCAGUUACUCAGCAUGCAGGCUCCUCUCACGUCAUAAUUGGGGGGAAAAUGGAAACCCAUGGCAACUAAUGCAGGGGUUGAAGCAUGUCCGCUCGGCAGAGGCGGAGGAUUCAGCAGGUGGCGGCUUCAGCAGAGGUUUCCUUUUGUUCCGUGCAGCUCUGUCCGUGUUUGUUUGUGUGUUUUAACUGGGAGGACUGGGCUGGUAAUGGUGACCUGUUACUGGUAUGAAGUUAUGAAGCUGAUGCAGGAAACGCUGCGGCUGCAUGACACUUCCUGCCUCUCUGUGUGUGUCUUUUGUGGUUUUUGCAGAGCGAGGUUGACAUGUUGUUGUGACCUGUUUUCUUCCUGCUGCAGGUCAGUGACGCAAAAAAAAAAAAAAACUCCUGUGAUGAACGAUUAACCCGAGAAACAACCCGGAGAACCUGUUCUGUCUCCUCAGAGCGGCGUGUUGGAGCGUGUUUUCAGACCUCAGAUCACCUCGACACAGAUUUCCACCAAAGAACCUGAACUUUAAAUAUUGAAGCAUCUAUGUUUAAACAUCUACGUUUGGACAUCAGUAUCUGCUCUCUCUGCCUCGGUCUGAGACUUCGAUCAGCCGCUCAGAGCCGGACUUCCUUUUUCUCUGGAAGUGACUCUGUGCAGUUUUUGCAAUCUCACAGAAACUGAAGAAGUAACUCUGAACUCAGAAACCAUCCGGAUGUUUCUGCACCACAAACUGACGUUUUCAGUUUCACCUGUUUCUGUGAAGUCUCAGUUUCUCUGUAAAAACUCCGUCUUCAAGAUUUACUAAAAAAAAUAUGUUGUAAUUAUUUUCACAGAAAUGAUUAAAUUCAAAUUUAAUUCUGCAGAAUCAAGUAAAUUUGAUUUUCCAUAAAUUAUAUAACAUUAGUGAAGAUAUUUAGGAUGAUCAGGAUGAAGGUGGAGAUCGGGGGUUAGAGUCAGCUUCUGAUUGGACAGCAGAUCAUAACAAAGAUGGCCGCCUCUGGUUCGUUCUGUCAACAGGAAUCAUUAAAGUUAAAACUAAAUCAUCACAGCUGAACUUUGUCAGGAUCAGGACCGUCUCUGAAAAUAAACCCGACCUUCUGUGAGACUGAAGACACUCGAGUCCUGCAGAGACUAAAGACUCGCCGUCUCACGAACAGAGUGGAUUUUAAAGUCGAUGUUGCGUCCUCCCGUUGAACUUUGAGAGCUGAUCCUGUAAACGACAGUAUUUCUGAUUCCUGUCCCUCUGCCUCCUUCAUCAGUCUUUGUUUUUUACCGUCUCAAACCUCCUCAUUUAUCCUGUUUUCCUGCUGAAGUAUCUGUGAUCUCUCCUCCUCCUCCUCCUCGUUCGCUGCUUCCUCCUCUCUCCACACUUUGGUCACGACGUGUUGUUAUGCAGUCGGGGUCUCAGAGGCUGAUUUCGGCCGUCCUCUGCGCUCAGGAAAUCAGAGGGCGCCCCUACAGGGCUGCAGGAAAUGAAUGGGGGAGUGGGCUGUUCUUCUCGCCGUGGUGUAAUUAAGUCUAAUCCCAGGACCUUGUUGUGGUGUGGGUGUUGUAAAUGAGUUUCUCUGCCAGCAUCCAAAGUUGUUUUUGUUUCCCAGACCUCCUGCUGAGUGUCUGAGCUUUUUUAGUCCGCCUGUGAUGUUCGUCAUCCGUCUCUGUGCGGCCUUCACGCCGUCACCCGUGUCUCCAAAGCAUAUGGUGGACUGUCAGUGUCUCUCUCAUGCACACAUGUCUCUCCUCUCUCUCCCUGCAGAAUAAAGUGGUGGACGUGGACAACCUGAAGGUCAAGCUGCAGGUGAGGACGUGCGCCUUUUCUCUUCACCUGCAUGAGACGCUGUUUUAUUCCAGUUUGUCAUCCUGGCAGUUAUUGAUCGGCUCAUCGAUCUGCGCUCGUCUGGGAGGUUUCAGCAGAAUCAAAGUGAUCGUCAAAAUAAAAGCUGCUCUUCAUACAUGUCACACUCACUUCACUCUCUCUGUUUGCAUCUCUGAUCCGCUUCAGGAGCGAGCUCUUUAAUCUGAAACCAGAAACUCGUUUUUCAUCAGGAGCGUUUCUUUAACUCCGAACAGCCGAGGACUGAAUUAGAUUUCUCCUGCUGCUGCAGCGAAGUCUUUGCUGUUUCCUGCACUGGCCUCGCACACGAGGAGGAAAAAACAACAACUUGUGAUUAUUUCCAAAAUAGACUGUGUCGGUUUGAGUCUGAGCAGAAGCAGAGAGGAGGAAGAAGAAGAAGAAGAAGAAAGCUCUGAGUAAAGAGAAGAAGGAUUAUCUUUGGGGCUGAAGAGAAAGGAUGUCAAGUCUAAUUCAGUCAUUUUUAGACGGUUUAUUAACCAAAAAUUAACGUUAAAAACGUUCAGUCAUGAAGAAAAAGAGUCAGCUUUAACAAACUAAGUCUGUUUUUAUAUUUACUCAUUAGUUUAUAUUCAGGACGUGUAAAUUUAUGAUCAAUAAGAGACUCGAUCAGACGAUGAACUGUUUUAGCUGAGUCAGCAUGACUCAGCAGUUUUUAGUCUCUGUUUAUGGUAAAUGUCGUUAAAGCUGUAAAAUUACUUUAAAGAUGAACGAUCGUUAAAUUAAUUUAAGGGUGUUGAUGUUAAUUUAGCUGCUGCUGAAUAUUUUUUAGAUCCUCUGAGAGUCAAAACAAAAAUAACACAUGUUCCGGGGUUCCCUUAAUUACAGUAUUAUGGUCGUUUACUCUGUGGCUGGUUUUGCUCGAUGCUAUCACCUUAGCUAGUUAACUCAGCUAAGUUAUUUUUUAAUAAUAUAAUUAAAACAUGAUUAUUUUUCUGGAUGAAAUAAUAAAACAACUCUUUUAGCCUCAAGGUUAGCAAAGAAAGGUCGUUUUAGCUAACUUGUUUAUCUUAUCUUUAAAUUAAUGCUAAAGCUAACGAAGUUCUGAUUUAAGCUGUUUUAUUUAUUAACUGCAGCUAGUGUGGCUAACGUUAGCAGAGCUAGCAUCUCCCUCACAGGUCAGUGUCGGCAGGUCUGUCCUGGUUUCACAUUUAAAAGGGCUAAAACCUGCAGUACCGUCAGUGUCCACUAGGGGCUGGCUGCUAAAGCUCCAGGAACCACAUACACACCCAUUCAAAAAUGUUUUCAGUUCAUUUUUCAGGAGAAUCUCGGCGCUCUCGCGUUUCCUGUUUGGUUUGUCGUUUCUUCCUGGUGUAACUCCGCCCUCUAAAGGACCUUGGUUUCUGCUGUAGUGGGCGGGGUUUCUCCUGCAGGAUGUGGCGUUUUUUUGGCGAGCUGCUGUGUAAUUUGUCGGUUUGUUUCGCAGAUCUGGGACACGGCGGGUCAGGAGAGAUUCCGCAGCGUAACGCACGCCUACUACAGAGACGCCCAGGGUAACCUUGGCGUUUUAUGACUCACUUCCUCCUGCUCUGAGUGUGUGUGUGUGUGUGUGUGUGUGUGUAUAAAGUGUGUGUAGGAGUGUUUGUGUUUGUUAUAUAAGAUAAUCUGCAGAUAACAGUCGAACGUUAACUUGAACAAACUCUCGUUUUCUCUCACAGCGUUACUCCUGCUCUACGACAUCACCAGCAAGCCGUCCUUUGACAACAUCAGGGUGAGACGCCUCAGAUGACUCCUCCCCCUUUCUCUCUUUCUCCUCCUCCCACACCUGAACGCCUCACUGUCUUCAUUUACAUGCAAAGUCCCAUCAUCAGACGUUUCCUCUGUGACAGUUUCAGGGCUGAAAAGAGUGACUCAGCUCUUCAUUCAUUCACUCACUCAUUUAUUCAUUCAUUGUCUGUAAAUGUUGUUUGUCUGCAGACUAAUCUCUCUCUCUGUCUGUGUUUGUUCCUCCGAAGGCCUGGCUCACUGAGAUCCACGAGUACGCCCAGAAGGAUGUGGUCAUCAUGUUGCUUGGAAACAAGGUGAGCUGCUCUUCCUUUCUUUACCUCACAUCAAACAGAUCAGGAGGAUAAGUGCUCCUGCUGCACAUUUACAGCACGCUCUUAUCACGCUGGUGCAGACGCUCAGAAAAUACCGUCACUGGAGACGCUGAAACCAACCUGAGCAGAAACGUUCACGUCGGCGUUUCUGAGUCUUUUACAUUUUUCCUUCAGAGGAAACGAAAUCAGCAAACAUGAACGUCUGUCCUCGUCUCUGUGAGUCUGUGACUGUGAGUCUGUGAGUCUGUGACUCUGUGAGUCUGUGAGUCUGUGAGUCUGUGAGUCUGUGAGUCUGUGACUCUGACUCUCUGAGUCUGUGAGUCUGUGAGUCUGUGACUCUGACUCUCUGAGUCUGUGAGUCUGUGAGUCUGUGACUCUGACUCUCUGAGUCUGUGAGUCUGUGAGUCUGUGACUCUGAGUCUGUAAGUCUGUGAGUCUGUGACUGUGAGUCUGUGAGUCUGUGAGUCUGUGACUCUGAGUCUGUGAGUCUGUGAGUCUGUGAGUCUGUGAGUCUGUGACUCUGACUCUCUGACUCUGUGACUCUGUGACUCUGUGAGUCUGUGAGUCUGUCGGCUCUGCAGCAUAUUGGAAAAGUGUGAAUUUGAUUUUCCAGAAAAGAGAAAAAAGAGUUGAAAUGAACUUUCUGUGAGAAGAAAAAGCUGCUUUAGUUCAGACUUCUCUGUAAAUAUUGAACUGUAAUAUAAUACUGUAAGAUUUACGCAGAGAUUCAGUUAUUAGGAAACUAACAGAAAGGAAACGACAUCUGAAUAACUGAGAGCAACAUUUCCACAGAGACUAAAGUGCAAAUAAUAAUAAUAAUAAUAAUUAUUAAUAAUAAUAAUAAUAAUAAUAAUAAUAAUAAUAAUAAUAAAUAAUAAUAAUUUAGACUUUUGAUUUUGGUUCAGGAGGAAAACAACAAUAUGGAGAGAACGGCGUUAAAUUCUGAAUUUUAAUACAAAUGUCUUUAAAUUAAAUGAACAAAGAUUAAACAUGAAUUAAAGGACUAAUUCAAAGACUUUAGUUUUGUGAAAGAAUAUUUGACUGUGAAGAAAAUCUUGUUUUUAAAGACGUUUGAACAGGAAGAAGAUUUUAAAGAUAAACUUUGAAAGUUUGUGAUUUUUCUGACUGAUUUUAACGACAUGAACUCACAGCGUCUGAAUCCAGCAGAGAGGACAGAUCAGCUGGUUUUGUUUAAAACGUCACCCUGCAGUACCUCAGGUGUCCACUAGAGGCUGGCUGCAGACGCUGAAGAAGUCACAUACACACCCAUUCAAAGAAGCCGAAAUAAACACGUUUACAGCCUCAUUAAAAAAACAACAGCUCUGAAUCAAAGUGGACAUCCGUCUGUUUCUGUCCGUUUGUCAUCGUGAUGGACGAUGUUUGGACUCCGGCUCUUCGACCCUCAAAUUUCAUUUUCUUAAAUCACUGAGAAGGUCAGACAGUCGGGUCUGCAGAGGUGAAACUGUAACAGAGACUCGAACCCUCAACCCGAAACUCCGUCUCUGAGCUGGUCUUUAAACCUUCGUCUCUCCUCCAGCGUUUAUCUCAGUGAGCGCCCUCUGCUGGUGCAGCAAAGACCUCUGCAGGGUCACAGAUGUCUCCAGCAGCUUUAGAUGGUUUUCCUCUUAAAGAUGAUGAAGGAGGAGGAGGAGGAGGAGGAGGAGGAGGAGUGUCUGACGUGUCAUCAGUCUGAGGAGGCUGGAGGCCUCGCUGCAGGAGAAGAGGAGGUUGAGCUGACAGGACGGUCCAUCUCUGCAGCGUCUGUAACCCUGCAGUGCCACCUGAUGAUUUGUUUUCUCCUCCUGCUGCUUUCUUACAGGCCGACAUGGCGGCAGAGCGGGUGGUGAAGACGGAGGACGGGGAGAGGCUGGCGAAGGUGGAGUAUGAGGAGUGUGACGCCUCCAUGUUUGAAUAAAUAAUCCAGCAGACGCUCCACUUCCUCUUCUCUUGUGUUUCUGAUGCAGGAGUACGGCGUGCCGUUCAUGGAGACCAGCGCCAAGACGGGAGUUAAUGUGGAGCUGGCCUUCCUCGCCAUCGCAAAGUGAGUUAAAGCCGCAGCGAUCAAUAAUUUCUCUGAACAAUAGAUGAUGUGUGAAGAUUGAAGAGCAGCGGCUCAGAGAGUCGAUCCUCUGAGGUGAUUUUACUGAGAGAAUCAGAGCUGAAGACGUUUCUGUGAAGGAGGUUAAAGUGUUAAAGUGAAACAUCAUAAUCAAUCUGAACUAUCAAUAUCUACUGAUCAGCACAAAGGGUUAAAGUUUGACCUUUGACCUCAAGUGUUUUCAGAGUCUAAGUUUUUAUUUUUGGACUUUCCUGCGAAUGAAGAAGUUUUUUAUAUAUCUAAGGUUAUAAAUGAGUGAGCAGAGUGUGAACAGCUCUUUAAAAUGAAAUCUAUACUCAGGUCUGACAGCUUUAAAGCCCCCUGGUGGUCAGCGAGGGAACUGCAGACAGUCUGUAAUAAAUCAUUUAGAACUAAAAAAAAAGUGACUUUAAUUUUUUCUGUUCAUCAUUUUGGUUUAAAAACUGAAAUAUUCUUUAAAAACCAUCUAAACACCAACUACCUGUUUUUAUGAACUGAUCAUCUGUUCUGAUUAUUCUUCAUGUUCGCUUCAAAAUGAUCGUGUUUAAGUUUUCAUAGAGACCAAAUAUUUAUUUAUUUAAACAGUCUGUUUGUUGGGAUUUUGCGAAAUAGAAAAACAUUCAUAUUCUAAAAACAGAUUAUAUAAAGAUUUAACCUAACACAGAACAGAGACCCGCCCUCAUCCCGACGGCGCCGCGCUCAAGCAGAAAGACAUAAAUAAAUAAACAAACAAACAAAUAAAGAGUUUGUUGACUUGAAGUGUCUGAAGAGUCUGUGUGUUUGUGUUUAUUAAAAAUCAGCUGCAGCUCUUUAAGAGGAAAAGUUCGUUUAGGACGUUCACUGACACUCGGGGUGGCCGGAUUUCAGAGGUGGCCCAUGCCCUGACUUAGAGACGGCCCUGUCUCCCUCAGCUCUGAGUCGUCUCUGUCCUCGUCCUCGUCCUCGGAGGUUCCUCUGACUCGCUCUGAUUCCUCCGACACUCGGAGGGUUUUUCUUCGUUUGUUGUUUGUUCGUCUCUCUCUCUCCUGGACUCACCUUCACUCACAGAGAAGGAAAAUGACGGUUUUUUGGCCUGAAAGUGACUUUGAGCUGCUGAGGAGACAGAAAAUGAUGGAGCAGGUUUUCAGAUAUUUACCGGUUUGAUGAAAUGAUUCAUCCUGGAGGCUUUUUGAUUAAAUCUCCACUCAGAGGGACUUUCUCUCUCGCUCUCCUCGUACUUCUCUUCCCAUCUCAUUUUCUAGAUUUGCCCUCUCUGUCUGUGCUGCGUCCCACACAUCCACCCCCUCUCUUUCUGACUCCCAGCAUCUCUCUCUCUCUCUCUCUCUCUCUCUCUCUCUCUCUCUCUCUCUCUCCAUCAGGGAGCUGAAGCACAGAGCCACACAGCAGCCCAACGAGCCCAAGUUCCAGAUCCACGACUACAUCGAGUCCCAGAAGCAGAAGACGGGCUGCUGCGGCAUGUAGCUGAGACACAGAGACACAAAGAAACAAAGAAACAAAGAUGGAGGCGGAAACGUCCUGAAACUAAAGCCAAUCCCAGCACCACCAAACCCAGAGCGGCGUCCUCGGCUGCUCGCCCUCCGAGCUGACCCCGGAUUGGCCGCCAUCCCUAAUCUGAAAUGUGAAUCAAACGAUCUCUUUUCUGUCAUGUGUAGAAAUGUUCGUGGUCUUUGUGGUGACAGUGUCAGGAGUUACAAUCUGAAAUGCUAUAUCCAUCUGCAGGGACCUUUACGUUUAUCGUUAAUCUGAGAAGUUACAGAGGUGUGGGAGGGGCGGGCCGGACCUCGAUCAAUGAUCACUGAUCAAUCGAUCGAUCAGUGUGGAGCUGAGGGUAAAAGUCUGCAGAGAAGUCAGGGACAGUUUCAUUAACAGGACCCCCCCCCAACUUUUGAUAAUGUCUUUUUAAUAAACAGGAAACAGACAAAGCGUCGCUCCUCCUCCCAUCAUAAAAAACACGAGGACAUAUUUAAAGGUUCUUUUUAACCCGUUAACUUCAGCCAAUCAAUGCAAACCUGAUCCAUGUUGGUCUAAACUCAUCAGACUGUGAAGGAUGAGGGUUCGGCCGUCUGCAGAGACUUACUGAGGCCAGACCAGCAGGAGAAAACCCGGGGGGCUCACUCACUGUUCCCGCUCUUACUGAGACCCUCUUUGAGUUCUGAGUAUCUCAUGUUUGUACGAGCACACCUGAGAAAAACAGCAGAAAAAAACACUCCUGCUGUAUCUGAAUAAUGCCUGAAGAGGGUAGAGCACCCCCCCCUCCUGUCUGAUGAUGUAAAGUCUGAGGCGGGGGGAGCAGCAGCACAGACCCUCAGGGUUCAGGACGGAGCAGCUUCAGUGACUAAAAUCAGACAGAGAUGAAGUUUCUGUUGAUGAGUGUUAAACAUAAAUCUGUUCCUCUAAAGUGAAGUUCUCUGAUUUCACCGUAGAUCCUCUUCGACCCUCUUUCCCCCUGAACUCAGACUCUGGUGUGGAUAUAGCAUUUUCACCUGCAGCUCUCAGUUAUUUUCAGACCGUGGUCUGGAUCCUUUUGGCCUUACAGACUCUCAGUCUCUCUCUCUCUCUCUCUCUCUCUUUUCUUUGAGUAUCCGUGUGUUUGAGAAGUCCAGACUUCAGCCUCACGCUCCGAUUGUAGCCAAAUGAUCCGUCUGUUCUCGUCUGUACUGCUCUUAGCUAGAAUAAAGCCGAUGUUUGAGGGCGCUCGCCCCCCUGUGUGUGUCUGUACGUUUGAUUCAGGGCCCAGGAACCUUCAUCCCCCCCAGAUACAGGUAUGAAACUUCACCAUCACCACCAUCAUCAUCAUCAUCAUUAUUAUUGUUGUUUUUCUUUGGGUAGAGGUUUCCCAGCAUGCAUAGAUAAACACACACACACACACACACUCUCUGGUGUCCCCCUCACUGAUGGAUGUGGUUGUGUAGACUGUACUGCAGCUGUAUUUGUUCAUGUAACGAUGUUCAUUCUGAAUGUUUGUGGCUCCGCCUCCUCUGAGGCGUCAUGUGAUCACAGAGGAAGUGCUUUGUUAUCGACAUCCUUCGAUAAAAGUCUAUUUUGUA